Vitis vinifera (wine grape) is the source of this 1072-nucleotide messenger RNA. RefSeq names its product ACD11 homolog protein. Gene Ontology annotation, biological process: intermembrane lipid transfer; ceramide transport. Gene Ontology annotation, cellular component: cytosol; membrane; cytoplasm. The coding region runs from base 82 to 720 and encodes 212 amino acids. NCBI's taxonomy places the organism in Eukaryota, Viridiplantae, Streptophyta, Magnoliopsida, Vitales, Vitaceae. Gene Ontology annotation, molecular function: ceramide 1-phosphate transfer activity; ceramide 1-phosphate binding. The record is from RefSeq and is a predicted model, not a curated record. The transcript has 4 exons.
UAAUAAAAGUCUUAGACCAAUUUUAAAUAAAUAAAAAACAAAUCAAAACACAAGGGAUGACCAAGGAGGGGAAGUAAAGCGAUGGGGAACAUGGCUCAGGAAGAAGAGAGCGUUAAAGCAACGCCUCUGGCAGCCAUGGCGGAGGCUUUCGAGGAGCUAUCGAAGUUGGUGAAGACAUGCCCCUCAUACCACCUUCGCUUGAUAACCUUCUGUGACGCCUGCUCUCUCGUCUCGGUUCUCUUUGGCUGCCUUGGCAUCGCUUUCAAAUUCGCUGAGUUGGAGUACGUCUCCAAGAUACGUGAUCUUUUGGAAGCAUCAAAAACAUAUGACACUUUAGAAGAUAUAAUCGACCGUGAUAUAGAAAAUAACACUGUGAGAUCAGCAGGAAGCCAUUCCCGAAAUUUACGCCGAGUUAGGCAGGGUCUUGACCUCAUCAGAGCUUUAUUUGAACAAUUUUUGUUAUCCGAUGAUUUCUCUUUAAGGGAAGCAGCUUCCGCAGCUUAUUCACAAGUUUGUGCACCAUAUCAUACAUGGGCUGUCAGGACGGCUGUUUCUGCUGGGAUGUAUGCUCUUCCAGUUAGGGAACAACUUCUGGUGAGGCUAAAUGAAAAUGGUCAAUCAGCAGAGAAGCAGAUGAGAAGGUACAUUAAUGCCUCACUUCCAGUUAUAGCGUACAUUGAUGAACUGUACAUGGCGAGGAAUAUCAGCUUGGAUUGGUGAUUUUAACCUGUUGUGGGAGGUGUCAGAGACUCCGAUACUACAAAAAGACCUCUUAUUUGGGCGGUAUACUUGUUCUGCUGCUCCAGAAUGCUAUAAGAGGGAAGACAACCAUGACGCAUCUCAACAGCAUUUUGUAGUGCUUCUCUGUUCCUUUUUGUUUCUAAUUUCGGAUUUGUUUUGCAUUCAUUGGUUCUAUACUAGUUCUAAAUUCAUUGAACUUGGGUAUUUUCCGCUGGUUGUGGCCGGGCAUACUCAAGAUAGGUAGCAUACAAGUAGAUGUAUAUGCAUAGAACAUGGAUUUGGCUCCCACAGUGUUUAUCCAACCAUAUGAUUACAUCAAUCCUUUAAAGAA